Molecule: messenger RNA, 3247 nt
Organism: Dermacentor andersoni
Lineage: Eukaryota; Metazoa; Arthropoda; Arachnida; Ixodida; Ixodidae
Gene: slmo
Product: PRELI domain containing slowmo
Cellular component (GO): mitochondrial intermembrane space
Source: RefSeq, a predicted model, not a curated record
ACUUCCUUUUUCCGCCAAGACUCGCCGGAGCCGCAAGCAGCAGAGUAAAGCUAGCUACAGCUAGUCGCGAUUCAUUCAAAAACGACACUAUUUCUUGAAUUUGGAGCACCUAAAAGACACCUUCGCACUUCAACGCUUUUGUAACGGUUACUGAACGUCAACUAUUGGAAAGAAACGCUUGAAAUGAAAAUCUGGACGUCAGAACAUACAUUCAACCAUCCAUGGGAGACUGUUGCCCAGGCUGCAUGGCGGAAAUAUCCCAAUCCAAUGAACCCUGCUGUGGUUGGCAUUGAUGUGGUAGACAGGCAGGUCCACAAUGGUGUCCUCAAGAGUCACCGCCUUAUCAGCACAGCGUGGGGAUUUCCUACAUGGGCACAGAGGAUUCUGGGUGCCGACCGAACCUGCUAUGCUAGCGAACACUCUGUGGUGGAUCCUGCACGGCGUACCAUGACUAUGCUGUCAAGAAAUCUGACCUUCUGUAAUGAGAUUUCCAUUGUGGAGAAACUUACCUACACAGAACACCCUCAGCAUAAGGGCAAUACAUUGAUGACACAAGAAGCAGUCAUCACAAUCAGGGGCGUGCCUUUGAGCAGCUACUUGGAAGACUUCGUAGCCAAAGCAAUCUCUUCAAAUGCAGGAAAGGGACGCUUGGCUAUGGAGUGGGUUAUUGGUCGUAUGAGUCAAGAGGUACAAGAACUGACAAGCCGAACUGUGAAGAGUGUCGAUGGGAUCAUCACAUCAGCUGCCAAGAAAAGUAUGGAUGACUUGAGCCACUUGACCACACCAGAGCCACACUACCACUUCAAGAACUGACACUGGGCCCUAGCUAACUGCAUGUUUUUAAAAGGAAGAAGCCAGGAACCAGAUUAGGAAACAUAACCAAUUGAGGGCAAGUGGCUACUUGUCCGAACAGCCCUUUGUGCUUGUUUGUGUCAGAGUACGGCGAUGGAAGAGCUCAUCUUGAAACGUGGACAUUUUUAGGUCGUCAGCGUCUGUGGAGGUCUCUGACCAAUUUCCAUCGUUAUGUGCCCACAUGAAGGUUGUGCAUUUGUCAUACAUGUACAAUGUUCUUGAUGUGUUUCGCAUUCAAAUGAGCACAGUGCGCACAUGGACAGCUGCGUGACAUGUUGGCAGGGACUGCUUUGUCACCACUGAAAUGGCGAGUCAGGCUAGCCAGCUGGCAUUAGUGUGUGUAGUUGAGUGCAUUUUUGUUGCACUGUAGAUUGUCUAUUUAUAUGAGGGGAUCUGCAGCAGUGACUUUUUUGUUUAAAGAAAGUCUGGAAGUGAGUGGAUGUUUCUCUGGAGGAGCCUUAUAUUUUUUAUCGGAAUUGCAUUUGCUAGUACUUUUUAGCCAGUGUGUGUAAACAAAUUGAGGUUUCUCUCCUACUGUAGCUAAUAAAUUUGCAUUGUCAUUUGGCUUAAAGAGGGUAUUUGUUCCAGGAAUGGGAAUCAAAAUUUUAAAUAAAGAUUGGUCAUGAGGCUAGUGCUGCUAGAAAUAACUGGUAUUUGGUCUUUUCCAUGAUACCAAAGUUGUAACCUCUCAGGCAGUUUUUCUGCAUCCAGUUGGGGAGAAUUAUACUGGUCUUUUGCCUGUGCUGUAGUGUAUGCUUUAUGUAUGUUCUGUGUCAGCUGCAUGUUAUUUAAUGUUUGCGAACAUAGGCAUUCAAUUUUGUUAUGUAAUGGAAUACAUUUUUGUGCCAGCACAUUUCUUGGUUUCCAUUUAGGGAAUCAUGUCGUGUAGUCCAGUUGUACAAUGAUUAUGCACUAGGAAUCCUGGUAUGUUUUUCUGCAAUUUGCAGAAAGGCUGCUAUUCAUGCAUAUUGCAUUUUUGAAGGCGUCUUGAAAUAAUGAAUGUUGCCACAGAAUGUGGAGAUACAUUCAAGCACAUAGACUAUGCUUCCUAUGGCAGAUCUUCUCAUUUUUAAAGAUUCAUUCAGGAGGCGUGUUAGGCUUUUUCCCAUCUUGUCGCUGUUCAGAAGCUUUCUUGUAUUGUAACUUCAAGAUCAUUAGAUCACUUAUUGAUAUAACUUGCGUGAUUGGUUACAGUGAAUAUUAGACUUCUAAAUGUACACAUUUAUUUUGGCUAAUAAUGUGUUUACAUGCAGUUAUGUAUGAAUACUUUCUUCACUUUAAUGCAGUAACUUUUCAUUGAGGAUAACAAAUGUUGACCUGAUGGAUGUGUGGGAACGGUCUGAAUAUUGGGACUCUUUCCACAUCGUAUGGCACCUCCUCGACCACACCUCCUCGACCAUGUCGCAGUGUGGCCUACGAGAGCCAGGUACCAUGUCUGCAGCUCAAUGCCUGACUUGAGACCUGCUGUAAGGAGUCCCAGAAAGCAUGAUGCUCGUGUCGCAGGAUGCAUUCUAUCCAACAGGUUUAGUAAAAAUCCUGCAUUAAGAACAAGUAGCCAGCAACUGGAGCCAAAUUUGUAACCACACACACUUGUUUUGUACUACAUUGAAAAAAUGUGCCACAGAUGCUUUUCUUUGUUGUGUUCAAGCAGUUUGUAGAGGUGGGAGAUUUUUGUGAAAGCAUAUUUAUGGUAGUGCAGAGCCUCACUUUUAAUCAAAUCCAGAGGAAGGUGUGCAGGCAUAAUAAUUCAGUUUGCUGCAAUUGAAGGCACAAGUGUGAUGGCCACUUUCACUAGGUCUUUCAAAUGUGAUUACGCAGUGCAGCGCACAAUUGCACCUGUCUUUUCUCAGCUGUUGGCUGCAUACAUUUCUUGUUUGUACCUGUCAAUUGUCACCUACCACUUUUACUGUUUUGCUGCUGCUAAGUUGUCAGUCUUGGAGCACAGUUUCUGGUGUUGUGGUUUUAUAGGUGCUGACGUGUUCAACCGUGGCCUCUGUUGUUGCAGGGCUGUAUCGUGCAAAGUUGCGUCCAGUGUCUUGACUUUGGUUGCUUGCGCAACCGUGAAAUACAGCUUGGUGUAACUAAUGUGGGAUCAGCCAGUACCUUGAAACAUUCUUCCACUCUUGCUUUAGAAUAGAUGUUGGACUGAGUGGACGGAGAGUGUGCAUACAUGCAUCAUUUGCUCCGGGAACAAAAGAAACAGGCUAUUUUUAUAACGACCUGAACGUUUAAACAUUUGGUGCGAACCACACCUUGAUAUGUAUAAGUGAAUACAGCCAUGUACUCCACAGUAUUUAAUUCUUCGGAUUAGUUUUCUCUAUAACAGGCAGGCCUAAGAAAAACAAGUUGAAGUGCUGUAAACAGUUUGGUACAAAUAAAAAUGGGAACAUUGUGA